This is a messenger RNA of Anopheles coluzzii, 3301 nucleotides long. It is a transcript of the gene Idh3g, whose product is annotated as isocitrate dehydrogenase [NAD] subunit gamma, mitochondrial. NCBI's taxonomy places the organism in Eukaryota, Metazoa, Arthropoda, Insecta, Diptera, Culicidae. Gene Ontology annotation, biological process: tricarboxylic acid cycle; isocitrate metabolic process. The transcript has 5 exons. Gene Ontology annotation, cellular component: mitochondrion. The coding region runs from base 127 to 1305 and encodes 392 amino acids. The record is from RefSeq and is a predicted model, not a curated record.
GUUAUUAUUGAUGUUGGUAGCUCACGUUCUCUGUCGCUGUGAAAAACACCGCUGCAUCCAGUUUUCCCAUCGUAUCACUAUUUCGUGAAAACCACCCCCAGAGAAAGUGUACACGAAAUCGCUACGAUGGCGCUCCGACUGUUCCGCCUGAGCCAGGAUGUGGUUACGCCACUGAUCAAACGUAACUGCACCGUGUCAGCGUUUGAGCUCCAGCACAAGAACCCCGUCCAGCGGAAGGUGGAGCAGAUCCCGAAAGCACAGUAUGGCGGGCGGCACACGGUGACGAUGCUGCCGGGCGGCGGUAUCGGCCCGGAGCUGAUGAGCUACGUGCGGGAGGUGUUCCGGUUUGCCGGCGUGCCGGUGGACUUUGAGAUCGUCGACAUCGAUCCGGCCAGCGAGGGCAACGACGAUCUCGAGUACGCCAUCACCUCCAUCAAGCGUAACGGCGUGGCGAUCAAGGGCAACAUCGAGACCAAGUCGGAGGCGACCGGCAUUCUGUCGCGUAACGUCGCCCUGCGCAACGAGCUCGAUCUGUUCGUGAACGUGCUGCACUGCAAAUCGUUCAACGCGAUCCCGGCCCACCACCAGAACGUGGACGUGGUGAUCGUGCGGCAGAACACCGAGGGCGAGUACGCGAUGCUGGAGCACGAGAGUGUGCGGGGCGUGGUGGAAAGCAUGAAGGUGGUCACGAUCGAGAAUGCGGCCCGCGUGGCCCGGUUUGCGUUCGAGUUCGCGAAGAACAACAACCGCAAGAAGGUGACCACCAUCCACAAGGCGAACAUCAUGAAGCUGGCCGACGGGCUGUUCCUGAAGGUGGCGCGCGACAUCGCGAAGGAGUAUCCGGACAUCCAGCACAACGAUAUGAUUAUCGACAACUGCUGCAUGCAGCUCGUGUCGAACCCGCACCAGUUUGACGUGAUGAACACGACCAACCUGUACGGCAGCAUUACGUCGAACGUGCUGUGCGGGCUGGUCGGUGGUGCCGGCCUGUUUUCUGGCCGUAACUAUGGCGACCACUACGCCGUGUUUGAACCGGGCACUCGUAACACCGGUACGGCAAUUGCCGGCAAGAACGUUGCCAAUCCGGUCGCCAUGCUAAACGCGGCGGUGGACAUGCUGUACCAUCUGGGGCACCGCUACCAUGCCGACUGUAUCUCGGAUGCGCUGCACAAAACGAUCGACAUCGAUGGAAUCCACACGCCCGAUCUUGGCGGUAACAACACGAGCACCGACAUUGUCCAGAACGUUCUGAAGCAUCUGGCCGAGAAGAGAACGUACUGGUUCCCGGCGUAUGCGUAUAUCUGAGAAGUUAGGCUAGAACCGAACAAAAAAAAACAACCCCAAACACCCCUAAACCAAAGCCAAAAUAGUUCCUUUCCAAGCGUAAAUCCUUAAACUUUCAUCCCGUUUUUUUAACUGUUUAACUGUUAUUUCCGAUCCCGAUUCCCGUUCACUUUCCCUUUUCGGUCUGUAACAUCUGACUCACUCACACAUGCCAACAGCUCCUAAUCUCCCCCUGCAACUCGGUGUGUUGUUUUGUUGUGAGGGGGCAUUUUCUCGGUGGAUGGGCCAUUCCUUUCUUUCCCCUUUUGCGAGACGAGGAAACACACCUUCAAAAUCAUGCAACAAACAAACACAACACAAUACAAAACCCUACCCCAUCAGGAAGCAUAAUGCUGUGAAGCUAGACGAUCAAACCGUGCGCGGUGUGUGCGUAGGUGAGGAAGCAGAGCGUUUGAGAAUGUUUUGGACCAGUUGGCAAAAUUAGGUAAACAAGUUAAGGCAAUCGGCAAACGAAUAUGGAAAACAUAAUAUAAAAGCUCAAAAUUUGGCGUAAAACAAACAAAAAAACCCGAGAUUCUCUGUUUCCAAAUCUGUGUCCACCCAUGGGACCUUUCACCUGCUCAUUUCCAUCAUGUUCGGGGGGGGGGCUGUGGGAACUGUAGUUGUUGGCCGCGACCAACAACUGCAUCAUCAUCAUCAUGCGUUGGUACACACACCUUCCAAUAAUGACCGUCUGCGUAUCUUGUUGUUCGUUUUCGUUUUGUUGUUUUGGUACAUUUUCUGUAGUUUCUUUCGUUGCACUCUGUGUGGGUGUGUGAUUUUUUUUUAUAUUUUUAUAUUUAAUCCGUCCCGUGUGUCCCCUUUGAUCAAUGAUAGCAUCGUGAAAGCGAACAUUUAAUCUUUGCAAUCAAGUAUUUAAUAACGUUUUACCCUGUUAUCCCGAAUAACGACCUCUCCUGAUCGGGCUCCAGCCUGAAGUGUUAGUAACAAAGUAGAGCCAGUUUGAUACAAGCUAGUGGCGCGUGGAAAGAAAUUUUUGCUCAUCAUCCUGCGACGAUCAUUGAUCAUUAUUGUGCGUGUUUGUCGAUCAUUCAUCUCCUGGUUCCUGUUACGUUUUGUUUGAACGCCAAUUGUGUGCGCGUGUGGGAUUUUUGUGUCGUUGCGUUCUAAAGCGUUCGAUACGGCAGACGAUUUAUGACGCCUCUGCUCACUGUCUUGGUUUUACGACGUUUUGUUUAUACCUUAUGUACCUUAUUUGUAAUUGGAAAAGCGAGCUUGUGUUGUAUCCUUCGGAAGUAUCAAAAUUUGAAUGUUUUCAAAAUUAAUUUGCAACCGAUUGGCGAGAACCUAUCUCAACAUUGGCACGUUUAGUAUCAGUUUGGCAAGGAACGCUCGGUAACUACGACAAAAUUGGUUUUGCUCACUUUUCUGUGAAAUUAUGUCUCUUUAUUUGAUUUUCUCUUUAUUUUGAUACAUUUCUUUUCUUAUGUUUUGUAUUUGAACUUAUUGUAAAAAAACAACAAAAAAAUACAUCCAUAAUCUACCAACGAAAAAUUGUGUUCCCCUGCCGAACGCGGAAACGAAUGCACAGAGAAGAGCGCAAACUGGGAUCCCAAACGCCGAGGGAUGAGUUGGCGAGCAUCAAGAGAGUAAGAGAAAGUGGAGCGCGGAAUUGGAAAUGAUCGGUGUUGCCUUAUUUACGUUAGAUUAGAUCUUCUUUCGAUCCGAAUGCAUAAACCUAAGCAAAAGGACACUGUUCUGUUUUUAGAUGUUUUUGGAAUUUUUUUUCGGCAGAUUUGAAAUGUUUUCUUUUUUAGUAUUAUAACCCCCCAAAUUGCGAAGGAGUUUAUGGUCAACCGCAAAGGCAAGCUAAUUUUGGAAGGGAAGCAAGACAACAAAAAAAAUUAUACACAAAUCAUGAUAAUUUUAUUUAUUUCAAUUAAACAAGUACAUGAUUGCCCCGAGAAGGAUGAAUGCUGCAAACGAAAUAGAUACUGUUACUGUAAGAUACAAUAAA